Molecule: messenger RNA, 3818 nt
Organism: Peromyscus maniculatus bairdii (prairie deer mouse)
Lineage: Eukaryota; Metazoa; Chordata; Mammalia; Rodentia; Cricetidae
Source: RefSeq, a predicted model, not a curated record
AUGAACACAGAAGCAGAACAACAGCUUCUCCAUCAUGCCAGAAAUGGCAACACUGAGGAAGUGAGGAAGCUACUGGAAGCCAUGGAGCGGACUGAAGUGAUUGCUGACAUCGAUUGUAAGGGAAGAAGUAAGUCUAAUUUGGGCUGGACACCUCUUCAUCUGGCAUGCUAUUUUGGACAUAAACAAGUGGUCCAGGAUCUGUUGAAGGCUGGUGCAAAAGUGAACGUAUUAAAUGACAUGGGGGACACGCCACUACAUCGAGCUGCCUUCACAGGACGAAAGGAGCUGGUGAUGCUUCUUUUGGAGCACAGUGCUGACACAACGGUUGUCAAUGGGAGUGGACAGACAGCCAAAGACGCCGCCCGUGACCAAGAAAUCAGAGGCAUGCUUGAAGCUGUGGAAAGGACUCAACAAAGAAAGCUUGAAGAAUUGCUUUUAGGAGCAGCAAGAGAAGGCAGGACAGCUGAAGUGUCAGCUCUGCUCAGCAGGCCCAGUCCUCCUGACGUGAACUGUGUGGAUCAGUUAGGAAACACCCCCCUGCACUGUGCAGCUUACCGGGCCCAUAAACAGUGUGCCUUAAAACUCCUGAGGAGUGGAGCUGACCCCAACCUGAAGAACAAAAAUGAUCAGAAACCUCUUGACCUUGCCCAUGGUGCUGAAAUGAAGCAUAUUCUUGUUGGUAAUAAGCAGGUCCUCUACAAAGCACUGAAACGAUAUGAAGGUCCUCUCUGGAAGAGUUCAAGAUUUUUUGGCUGGAAGUUAUUCUGGGUAGUGUUAGAACAUGGAGUCCUUUCCUGGUAUAGGAAACAGCCUGAUGCAGUCCGGAAUACUCACCGCCAGGGAUGCAAACACCUGACUCAAGCGGUGUGCACGGUGAAGCCCACAGAUAGCUGCCUCUUCUCUGUCAGGUGCUUUGACAACACGGUUCAUGGCUUCAGGGUUCCUAAGAACAGCCUUCAGCAGUCAAGAGAGAAGUGGCUCGAAGCCAUUGAGGAACACUCUGCGUACAGCACUCACUACUGUUCCCAGGACCAGGUGACUGACGAGGAAGAGGAAGAUGAGGUUUCUCCCAUGGACCUGAAGGAGUCUUUAGAGAGAGCACAAACAUGUCAACAGAGACUAGAUAGGGAAAUUUACAACUUUCUCAAAAUGAUUAAGGAGUGUGACGUGGCCAAAGACAUGCUGCCAUCAUUUCUGCAGAAAGCCGAAGUGGUCUCCGAAGCUUCCAGAGAGACGUGCGUGGCGUUGAGUGACUGCCUCAACCUCUUCACUAAACAAGAAGGGGUGAGGAAUUUUAAAUUGGAACAGGAACAAGAAAAAAACAAAAUAUUGUCCGAAGCACUGGAGACUUUAGCCACCGAACAUCAUGAACUAGAGCGAUCCCUGGUUGAAGGGUCCCCGCCUGUCAGCAUCCUUAGUGAGGACGAGUUCUAUGAUGCACUGUCAGGUUCCGAGUCCGAGGGGUCCCUGACUUGCCUGGAAGCUGUGACAGCACACUCCUUUGAAGAGAACGACGUGCCCGUGAGCAGUGGAAAACACAGAAUGUCCGAAGGAAAAGAUUGUGGCGGGGGAGAUGCGCUCUCCAACGGCAUCAAAAAGCACAGAACAAGCCUGCCUUCGCCCAUGUUCUCCAGAAACGACUUCAGCAUCUGGAGCAUCCUCAGAAAAUGCAUUGGGAUGGAACUGUCUAAGAUCACAAUGCCAGUCAUAUUUAAUGAACCUCUGAGCUUCCUGCAACGGCUGACUGAAUACAUGGAGCACACUUACCUCAUCCACAAAGCCAGUUCAUUUUCCGAUCCUGUGGAAAGGAUGCAGUGUGUGGCAGCGUUUGCGGUGUCUGCCGUGGCUUCGCAGUGGGAGCGGACUGGAAAGCCCUUCAACCCGCUCCUGGGGGAGACCUACGAGCUAGUCCGAGAUGACCUUGGAUUUAGACUCAUCUCAGAACAGGUCAGCCAUCACCCCCCAAUCAGUGCAUUCCACGCAGAAGGGCUAAACAACGAUUUCAUCUUCCAUGGCUCAAUUUACCCCAAGCUGAAGUUCUGGGGGAAGAGUGUAGAAGCGGAACCCAAAGGAACGAUCACCUUGGAGCUUUUAGAACACAACGAAGCAUACACAUGGACAAACCCCACCUGCUGUGUGCACAACAUCAUCGUGGGCAAACUCUGGAUCGAACAGUACGGCAAUGUGGAGAUCAUAAACCACAAGACCGGGGACAAGUGUGUGUUGAAUUUUAAGCCAUGUGGUCUUUUUGGCAAGGAAUUACACAAAGUUGAAGGCUACAUACAAGAUAAAAGCAAAAAGAAGCUCUGUGCUCUCUACGGGAAGUGGACGGAGUGCUUGUACAGCGUUGACCCCGCCACUUUCGACGCUUACAAAAAAAACGAUAAGAAAAACACGGAAGAGAAGAAGAACAGCAAACAGACAAGUUCGUCUGAGGAGUCUGAUGAAAUGCCGGUGCCAGAUUCUGAGAGCGUCUUCAUUAUUCCUGGAAGUGUGCUCCUGUGGAGGAUAGCCCCGAGGCCUCCUAACUCUGCUCAGAUGUAUAAUUUUACCAGCUUUGCAAUGGUUUUGAAUGAAGUAGACAAGGAGAUGGAGAGUGUGAUUCCUAAAACUGACUGUAGGCUGCGGCCUGACAUCAGAGCCAUGGAGAAUGGAGAGAUAGAUCAAGCUAGUGAAGAAAAGAAACGGCUUGAGGAAAAACAAAGAGCAGCUCGCAAAAACAGGUCCAAGUCAGAAGAAGACUGGAAGACAAGGUGGUUCCAUCAAGGUCCUAACCCUCACAAUGGAGCACAGGACUGGAUUUACUCUGGCAGCUACUGGGACAGAAAUUACUUCAAUCUGCCUGAUAUUUAUUAAAGUGCAGAGAAGUCACGGUGUCUGGCUAAUCUACAUUAAGUCUUAAGCUUAAGUUUUUAAAAAUUCCCCCUUGUUUCUACUCCUCUAUGAUUUGCAUUUCACCCCACAAGGUAGGCGGGGAAGGAGGCGCUCUGCCUCGUGUCUGCUGACGUGGAGUACUGUUGAUGCAAAGUGAGCAGCCGAUGGAGGUGCUGCCCUGUCCCCCCAUGUGCCGGAGUCUAUACCUAGUCUAACACUCAGCUUUGUGGAAUUCUAGUGAUCCAAAAAUCAAGUUAUUUUGAAUAUUUUUAUGCUAUUAUGCUUGAGAAUCUUAGGUGUAGCUUUGAAAUGUUUAGAAUUCUUCUGUACAAUGUUAUGUGCACAAAUGUCAAGGUUGUUAUUUUAUAAAAACUAAAUUGGUAAGAUGGCCUUUCAGGGAAAUUAGCCCUCUCAAUUUUACUUUCUGACCUCCAAAAAGGAGCAGAGGGGUGGGGCGAAUCAGGAUUCCUGAUUUGAAAAUUCUAAACGGGAAAAGGUGUUUACUCAUCUUCGUGCUCUGAAUUUACUUUCACAUUCUGUGAUCACUGUCAUUAGAAUUUACAGGGUUAAAUUGUGUGUGAACGGAAAAUCACAAAAAUGCCCUAGAAAUAGAUUUUAAUCGAUAUCAUUACCUAAUGACAAACCUUUAAGCUUCAACUUGUAGUGGCAAAUGCCACUGAGAAAUUAAGCUGCACUCAUGUAUUAUAAUCUAUGUAAGAGGGGGCCUUGUGCAUUUUGAGUUUGCAAGGUACUGGAGACCUACUGUACAGUAGCUUUGCCCCUUUGAUUGGGGUAAUCUCAUAGUAUUUAUCCAAUCAAAUCCAGACUGAGAUACUUGCCCUAAAGGGCCUUAGGUAGCUUCCAGUAAGUUAUUUUAAUUGUAUUAAAGUUAACAAGUGUUAUAAUGAUGCUAAAUAAAGGCUUUAGAAUAUUUAAAAAAAAAA